Meyerozyma guilliermondii ATCC 6260 is the source of this 2466-nucleotide messenger RNA. It is a transcript of the gene NTH1, whose product is annotated as alpha,alpha-trehalase NTH1. The transcript has a single exon. The coding region runs from base 1 to 2466 and encodes 821 amino acids. Gene Ontology annotation, biological process: trehalose catabolic process. The record is from RefSeq and is a predicted model, not a curated record. Gene Ontology annotation, cellular component: cytoplasm. Gene Ontology annotation, molecular function: calcium ion binding; alpha,alpha-trehalase activity. NCBI's taxonomy places the organism in Eukaryota, Fungi, Ascomycota, Pichiomycetes, Serinales, Debaryomycetaceae.
AUGAGUUCGUUCUGGCCACGGCGGCAACUGCUGGUAUCAAGCGAAGAAGACAUGUUUGAUACCGCGGAAAACUAUUACGGACGAAAAACCAACCCUUCGCAUUUGUCGGCUAAAUCGAAAUUGGGAAGGGUGAGGACAUUUUCUGUGUUUGAGCCCAAGACAAAACUGCGAUUUUUUGACGAUGAUGGUCCUUUGGAUCCCGUCGAAGGUUCUGCCCCAGUUUCCGACGAAUCCAGUCCGGACCCACGGGACUCAACUGAUACGGUGAACGAGGUUCCGCAACAAAAACGACCAUCUAUUUAUCCUUGUGAUGUCCAAGCAGAGAGUACCGGCAGUUUACUGCUGCCUCCUCCACGGGUACCUUCUCAACUGCCAGACUCGGUGUCUGUGCCCAAGUCAUCGCUUCAAAUGAGAAGGGCAUCUCUCGACGACUCUGCAUUCAAACUGCAAAAGUUUUACAUCAGUGACAUCGAUGCAACUUUGAGACAACUUUUGGAAAAUGAAGACACCGACCAUAACUGCCAAAUUACCAUCGAGGACUCAGGACCCAAGGUUCUCAAGUUGGGAACUGCAAACUCGAACGGUUACAACCAGAUUGAUGUGAGAGGCACAUACAUGUUGUCCAACUUGCUUCAAGAACUCACCAUCGCCAAAAGAUACGGCCGCAAGCAGAUGAUUUUGGACGAGGGCCGUCUUAACGAGAACCCUGUGGCGAGAAUUCAAAGGGUCAUUACUACCCAGUUCUGGAAGGGUUUGACUCGUGAACUCACCCGGGAAAAUGUGGUGGAAAUGUCGAAAGACACCAAAAUCAAAGAGGAAUACAUCGACGAAAAUGGUAACAAGGUUGUCAACCGGCAGACCAACCGGAUAUAUAUUCCUCAUAAUCGUCCAGACCAAUACGAAUAUUUCAAGCUGGCCAAGACAAAUGACCCAAAUGUGCAUUUUGACGUGCAAAUGCUUCCUGAAGUGAUCGAUGCGGAUUAUAUCAAGUCGAUCAACAAGAAGCCAGGUCUCUUGGUGUUGAGCUCUAAGCCUGAUCCUAACGAUCCGAAAAACUUGUUGAACGAACCCUACGUCGUCCCUGGUGGAAGAUUCAAUGAGUUGUACGGUUGGGAUUCGUACAUGAUGGUUCUUGGUCUCUUAACUGAUGUUACCCCUCAGAAGCAGGAGCAUCUCCGUUUAUCUAGAGGAAUGACCGAAAAUUUCAUCUACGAGAUUCAUCAUUACGGCAAGAUUUUGAACGCAAAUCGUUCCUAUUAUUUGGGACGGUCGCAACCGCCAUUUCUCACGGAUAUGACUUUGCGAGUAUUUAACAAGACCAUGGAGGUAGCCCCAGAGAGAUUGGAGGACCUGAUAGACUUUUUACGUCGGGCAACUCUUGCGGCUAUCAAGGAGUACGAGACAAUUUGGUGUGCUCCGCCUCGUCUUGAUGAGCUGACUGGAUUGUCCUGUUAUCAUCCUGAAGGUAAGGGAAUUCCCCCAGAAACUGAAUCAUCUCAUUUCAACGCAAUCUUGAAGAAAUAUACUGAGAAACACUCCGUUUCCCAUGAUGAAUUCAUUGAAAAGUACAACAAUGGAGAAAUCAUUGAGCCAGACUUGGAUGAAUACUUCUUACACGAUCGUGCCGUGAGAGAGCUGGGACAUGACACCAGUUACAGACUUGAAGGAAAGGCAGCAUACCUUGCCACAGUGGACCUCAAUUCGUUAUUAUACAAGUAUGAGGUUGAUAUCCAGUUUAUUAUUGAGGCUUUCUUUGAUGGUGAGCUUGUUAAUCCAUAUACCAACGAGAAACAUACUCCAGGGGUAUGGGAAGAGCGAGCAAGAAAGAGAAAGGAAAAUGUCGCCAAGUAUUUGUGGAACGAAGAAGAUUCUAUUUACUACGACUAUCAUGUCAAAGAAAAGAAACAGGCAAAAUAUGAGUCAGCCACUGCCUUCUGGCCUCUUUGGUCCAAGGUGGCAUCGCAGCAUCAGGCAGACAAGUUGGUGAAAAAUUCCUUGUCCAAAUUCGAGGAGUUUGGUGGAUUGGCAGCAGGAACUCUUCGAUCCAGAGGUGAGAUCAGUAUUAGCAGACCAUCUCGUCAAUGGGAUUACCCAUACGGAUGGGCACCUCAGCAAAUCUUGGCGUGGAUUGGUUUGGCAAACUAUGGCUAUGGUGGUGCUGCUAACCGGUUGGCUUAUAGAUGGCUCUACUUAAUCACCAAAGCAUUUGUUGACUACAAUGGUGUUAUCGUUGAAAAGUACAAUGUCUGCAAGGGUGCUGUUCCUCACAAAGUGGAUGCCGAGUAUGGUAAUCAAGGACUUGAUUUCAAAGGUGUUGCCACGGAAGGUUUUGGGUGGGUCAAUACAUCGUAUCUUUUGGGACUUACUUUCCUCAAUCUACAUGCUAAGAGAUGUUUGGGCACCUUGACACCCCCCGAGGUGUUUUUGCGCAACAUGCAUCCCAAACAGCGUGAGCUUUUCCAAUAA